Molecule: messenger RNA, 1192 nt
Organism: Amaranthus tricolor (Joseph's coat)
Lineage: Eukaryota; Viridiplantae; Streptophyta; Magnoliopsida; Caryophyllales; Amaranthaceae
Exons: 3
Coding region: 282-641 (119 amino acids)
Source: RefSeq, a predicted model, not a curated record
UUUUCCACCAAAAUUCAUUAUGGGGCAAUGGGCAUAUCAUCUUACAAGUCGAAGUAAAAGAAAGAUGAUUUCUUGUUUGUCCAACCUCUUCCUUACCAUCUCUGUUUGUCUCUGAUCUCAUCUACUUAUCUAAUUUUCCUUAUUUUUGGGUCAAUAUUUAUGGGUUUUGUCAUCAUCACUUUGUUUUUCAGUGACUACAACCCACUACAGUACUGAACAACACUUUUUUAUAUAUAUUUUCCUUUUGGGUUUUUUUUAAAAAAAAUUUCAGAGAAAUCAAAAUGAAGGCUUUUGGGUUUUGCAUGUUGCUUCUUGGUUUUAUCCUUUUCUCAUUCAACUCCUUUAGUAGAGCUAAUCCAUCUUUGCUUGUUUCAGGCAGCGUGUUUGACGGUGACGAUCCAAUCUCAAGGGCAACUAGUAGCAAUCUCAAGGAAAACAAAUAUGGUUCAAAAAUUAAUCAGGGAAGUUCAGAUGGUGAAGUGAACUUGGAAGACUAUCGCCCUUUUGAUCCGAGCCCAAGCUCCAAGGCUUCAGUUCGACCUGGCCCUAUCGAGCAUGGCACACCUUUGAUGCCUUACAUUCCUAGCCCGAGGCCGAAACCUUCCCCUCCUCAUUCCUCUAACCAUGACGAAUCUCCUUAAUCAUACCUUAUGUUACUCAGACUCGUAUACCCAUGUCUGAAACAAAGUACUUGGCUAUUUUGUGAAAUAAUUUCGAGAUUUUGUACCAAAUUGAAGUUUUCAAGUCUUAUCCUAUCCAUAAUCGAGUGUCAAGGAUCCGACAUGGGUACUACAGAUUAUUAAAGAGUCGGAAUAAUAUAACCUUUAUUAACCCUCUAAAACGAGUCAUUGUGCAUUAGGAAAAGUAAAUAAUCCUAAGUGUUUGCUUGACAAUUUUAUGCUUGUGUUCUAGUCAUGAAUGCUUAAAAUGUAUGUAUGUAUAUAUUCUUGGGUUUGUGCUAAGCUAAGUAUUUGCACUACCCUAUUGCUGAUUAUGGUUCAAUUAAGGUAGUUGUAUUAUGUUGUAUGAUUGGUAUUUUAUGUACAAUGUAUUCCCAACAUUUUGAUUUGUAAUUUCUCAUUUGGAUGCUUUUAUUUAGUUUUGGAUUAAAAUGGUUCGAUAUGUGUACUUUUUAUAUAUGUGAGAAGUACAUUGUAAUUUGCAAAUAAUGUUUGUUAAGAGUCAAUUUAAA